AAACCACCACGCGAAGCCGCAGCGCCGGCUGGAACAACGAACAACGAGAUCUUGCACAACUGCCGCGCGGAGCUCUGCCGAUGCUCACUCGCUGCGCGCUGUAGCCGUCCCCGGGCCCCGCUGCAAAGCGCCCCGCGCCGCCCCCAGCCGCGCGCUCGCGGGCAGCAGCGCCUCGAGACGGGCCGUUGGUGAGCCUCGCUCCCGGGGCUCAGAGCAGCCGUCCGGCCCCGCCCGCAGCAGCAUGAAGACCCUCCUGAAGUGGCUGCUGGGACUCGUGGGAGUCGCCGUUGUCAUCACGGUGAUCGCCGUGCCGCUGGCUCUGCUCACCGGCGAAAGUACCCCUGAGUUUGAUUCACGAAGAACAUAUACCCUAGAGAAUUACUUGAACAAUGACUAUGUGUACAAAACACAUAAUUUGCAAUGGAUUUCAGGAAAUCAGUAUCUUCAUGAAACACCUAAUGGGAACAUUCUACGUUUCAAUGCUGAAACUGGAACAUCCUCAGUAGUCUUGUUAAACACAACAAUAAGCACAUAUGAGGCAACAACAGCUAUAUUGUCCCCUGACCAGAGAUUUGCUCUUCUGCAGUACAAGUAUGAAAAGUUAUGGAGGCAUUCCUACACAGCUUCAUAUCACAUCUAUGAUUUUAAUACAAGCUCCAUAUUAGAUGACACGCUACUACCUAAUGACACACAAUAUAUAUCCUGGUCACCUGUUGGUCACAAACUGGCAUAUGUUUGGAAUAAUAAUAUCUAUAUAAAAGCUUCACCAACAGCAGCACCUGUGCAAAUCACUAACAAUGGAGAAGAAAAUAAAAUUUUCAAUGGAAUACCAGAUUGGGUUUAUGAAGAGGAAAUGUUUGGCAGCCAUUCUGCUCUGUGGUGGUCUCCAAAUGGCAAUUUUGUGGCAUAUGCAGCAUUUAAUGAUACAGAAGUUCCUGUUAUAGAGUAUUCCUUUUAUUCUGAAGACACCUUGCAGUAUCCUAAGACCAUUAGAAUCCCAUAUCCCAAGGCAGGAGCUAAAAAUCCAACAGUGCAAUUCUUCAUUGUGGAUAUCCAAAUGCUUCCUGAUUUUAACACUACUGAAAUUUCUCCACCUGCAGAAAUAAAAUCAGGUGAUCAUUAUUUGAGCGUUGUAACAUGGGUAACAGAUGAAAGGAUCUGUCUGCAGUGGCUCAGAAGAAUUCAGAAUUUUUCAGUCCUCACCAUCUGUGACUUCGAAAGUGCAACUAGAAAUUGGACAUGUCCACAGGAAAAACACUUUACGGAAGAAAGCACAACUGGCUGGAUUGGCAGAUUUCAGCCAUCUGUCCCUUAUUUUGCCCCUGACAAUACUACGUACUACAAAGUCUUCAGCAAUGCAGAAGGUUACAAGCACAUCCAUUACGUAAAUGGAUCAGGGGCUCCAGUACCUAUUACUGUAGGAAAAUGGGAAGUAAUUAGCAUAGCAGCUGUAACCAAAAACUUUCUGUACUAUAUUAGUAAUGAAAAUGGUGAGAUGCCAGGAGGAAGAAAUCUUUACAAAAUGCUCUUGGAAAGCAGUCCAAAUUCUACUCACUGUGUUAGCUGUGAUUUGAAUCAAGAAAGAUGCCAGUACUAUUCUGUGUCCUUCAGCAACGAUGCACAGUAUUAUCAGCUAAAUUGUCUUGGUCCUGGCCUGCCCUUGUCUACUCUGCACAGAAGCAGUGAUGAUCAAGUCCUCAGGUACUUGGAAAAUAAUACUGAACUGGACAACUCAUUGAAAGAUAUUCAAAUGCCUUCAAAAAAACUUGGUUCCAUUACUGUAGGUGGAUACAACCUGUGGUAUCAAAUGAUAUUACCUCCCAAUUUGGAUUCAUCAAAGAAGUACCCUCUGCUCCUUGACGUGUAUGCAGGACCCUGUAGUCAGAAAGUAGAUCAUGCCUUCCGGAUUAACUGGGCUACGUACCUUGCCAGCACAGAGCAGAUCAUUGUGGCCAGCUUUGAUGGCAGGGGAAGUGGAUACCAGGGGGAUGAAAUCAUGCAUGCAAUAAACCGAAGACUGGGAACCUAUGAAGUGGAAGAUCAGAUUUCAGCAGCCAGAACGUUUUCUGAAAUGAGCUUUGUUGAUAAGGACAGAAUAGCUAUUUGGGGUUGGUCUUAUGGGGGAUAUGUGACCUCCAUGGUGCUUGGCUCUGGAAGCGGCGUGUUCAAGUGUGGAAUAGCGGUUGCCCCCGUGUCACGUUGGCAAUAUUAUGACUCAAUAUACACAGAGCGAUACAUGGGCCUUCCUACAGAAAGUGAUAAUCUGAGAAACUAUAAUAGUUCAACAGUAAUGGCCAGAGCUGAAAAAUUCAAGGAAGUUGAGUAUCUCCUUAUCCAUGGAACAGCAGAUGAUAAUGUUCACUUUCAGCAGGCAGCUCAGAUUUCCAAAGCUCUUGUUGAUGCUGAAGUGGAUUUUCAGGCAAUGUGGUAUACUGACAAAGACCAUGGCAUCAGCGGUCAAGCACAUAAACAUAUUUAUACCCAUAUGAGCCAUUUCAUAAAGCAGUGCUUCUCCCUGCCCUAGCACAGCAACAGCACCGCCUUUUUGCUUGUUAGUGAUGGUAUUCCUCCAGAAAUCUCCUUAGCUAAUGUACAUGGAGCCAGUAUAAACUUUUAUGAAUUAAGAUGGCAGAGGGGAGUCAGCUCUUGGGAUAUCUGAGUAUAGUGAAGCACCAAUCUUAAUAAUGAUUUCUGUUGCCAAGCAACCAUUGCAUUUUUGAUUGUUUAAUCAGGUCAUCAACAUCACCAGAAUGUAUGUAUGUAUGUAGGUUGCAGACUUCUAGAAAGCAUGGUACUUACUUGAAUCAGAAACUUAUGCUUUGAUAUUUCAAUCUUUCUUAAAAAAAAAUAACAUCAAAGAGGAACUGACAAGACAAUCAUAAUGCUUUCCCCUCCAAAAAAAUUAUUAUUUCUGUUAAAAUAUUGAUAAAACUGUGAACAGAUUUUGCUGAAAUUAUCUAAUGCUUGAUCAGUGAUUAUUUUAGAAAUAUAUCAGUAAUACUGCAAUGUUAAUAAUUUCUAUGCAAAAUGAAACACUUUGUUUACUGCAGUUCCUUGAGUUAUUAUUUAACUGCAAACUCUUGGAUUACAGGGGCAGAAUCUUGCAUGGAAAGCAUGUAACCGGCUUUUACCAGAGAUUUUGAAUGAUACUUAAACCAGUGGCACUGAAUUUGUUUCCUGUCACAGUACUGUGAUAUUUACUUACGUUAUAGGCAAAAAGGCUGCUACUGUGGAAACCUGCACUGGUACUCUUGCAGAUCACAACUGUUUCUCUAUGGGACAGAAAUCUUUAUUUAAAACAAAUAAAUAAAAUCCUAUUUACUGAUGACUAAGCUGUAUUCCUCGCAAUCCAACAUAAAAUGCUACAGUGCAAUUUAGCUGUCACUUACUUACAGUCCAGUCCUUGCUUUCACAUGAUCAUACUAUUUAGCAAACCUGCCUUUUUUUCCUUGUAGCCUAGCUUUAAACUGCUUUACCUUCAGCACUCCAGGUGGGCUUCUCCAGCUGAAGAUAAGUGACUUCCUCUUAAUUUCACAUAAAUAGUAAAAGUGGGUUGCAUUUUUUUCUGAAAAAAUGUGCUGCUUAAAUUAAUAAAUAGCCAUUAAGUUAUGAAAAGUUGUGUAUUCUGUAUCACUGAAAAUUCUGCUUAAUAUAUCAGCUCCUACAAUGUUACAAAAAUACAUCAAUUCCAAAAGAGA
This is a messenger RNA of Numida meleagris (helmeted guineafowl), 3698 nucleotides long. RefSeq names its product dipeptidyl peptidase 4 (gene DPP4). The record is from RefSeq and is a predicted model, not a curated record. Gene Ontology annotation, molecular function: serine-type endopeptidase activity; dipeptidyl-peptidase activity. Gene Ontology annotation, biological process: proteolysis. Bases 242 to 2524 code for a protein of 760 amino acids. NCBI's taxonomy places the organism in Eukaryota, Metazoa, Chordata, Aves, Galliformes, Numididae. The transcript has 26 exons.